Salarias fasciatus (jewelled blenny) is the source of this 6310-nucleotide messenger RNA. RefSeq names its product cytoplasmic polyadenylation element binding protein 2 (gene cpeb2). Gene Ontology annotation, molecular function: mRNA regulatory element binding translation repressor activity; ribosome binding; mRNA 3'-UTR binding. NCBI's taxonomy places the organism in Eukaryota, Metazoa, Chordata, Actinopteri, Blenniiformes, Blenniidae. Gene Ontology annotation, cellular component: synapse; cytoplasm; neuron projection. The transcript has 11 exons. Gene Ontology annotation, biological process: negative regulation of cytoplasmic translation. The record is from RefSeq and is a predicted model, not a curated record. The coding region runs from base 434 to 2734 and encodes 766 amino acids.
UUUCGGUCGGGGAUCUUUAAUCCUCUGCCGCAGCAGCGCAGCCGGUAACCGGAGGAGGGGGGAGCACGGUCGGACGGGAAUGGACCGCACAGGCUAGGCUAGCGCUCAAGGCCGAAAUAGGUCCGGUCUUUAGGUGGAUGAUCAUAUCCCGGGUGAAACGCACGAAGCGACCAGAACGAGAAGACUCUCCCCGCAGAGGCGAGACCCCCUCCUCUCGAUCCGAGCCUGCAGCCCGUUUCUCGGGACAGACCUCCCCCGGACGCGCUCCUCUAUUUAAAAUCGGUUUCCCGUCGCGCGUUUGCCGCUUGCCGAACCCUCGACGCGGCUGUCGGUGCGUCGGUGCGCGGACGCUCGGCCUCGUCCUGCCGGUUCUUCGCUCCCCGGUUCGCCCUUCAGCCCGCUGUUCCUGUCAGCUGCUGCGCAUCAGCAAAACAUGCAGGAUGAGCCUGUGGGGGUGACAAGCACGCAGUUACCCCCGUCAGCCGAGGCAAAGGCCCGCAGCGGAUCCGACGAGCGGCCGGACCGAGCCGAUGACCUCGACGGCGGCCAGCUGAGCGCAUUCACGCCGGAUUACAACCAUCUGAAGCAGAAGAUCGCUUUCCCCGAUUUCGAGCCAGAUCGCUUUUCCCCGACGCGGUCCGCCUGUGACCUUCAGCACGGCCGAAGCCCCCAUCAGCAGUUAGGUCAGCGCUCCGAGUUUAGCCCCGCGGAGUCGCCCCCGCCCCGGGGACAUUUCGGUCACCUGCCGCAGAGGCAGCCCUUCCCCAAGCCCGACCCCAGCGCCGACCCCCGCCGCUACCCAGUGGAGGAGGCUGAAGCUGAUGCUGCGUCGCCAUCGCCCACUUCCGUCAACCUGAACCAGAUCCAAAUGGACUCCCCCAUCGCGCACCAUAUCAAUAACGGCAAUGGCAGCGGCGGCGGCGGCGGCGCCGGCGGUGGCAUGCUGUCCGGGGGUCUCAGCGCCGCUUUCCCCAACCUCCCCGCCCAGGACAUGCAGAGCGCCAGCGGGGGCUCGUCCUCGCCCUCCAUCCCCGGGUUCGGCACGCCGUGGUCCGUCCAGACCAGCUCCUCUCCUCCGCCGCCGCCGCCCGCGCCCAACUCCAUCAACCACAUCCACCCAAACGCCAUUAACCAGAUGCCCAACGCAGACUCCGACAACAGCUUUUACCCAGGUAUCCCCUCCUCCAUCAACCCGGCCUUCUUCCAGAGUUUCUCGCCGGUGUCGGCUAAUCCGUGCGCCGGGAUUAAUGUGCAGGGCUUCAGCGGUCCGUUUUCGCCCCAGAUAAACGUCCCCCAACAGCCGCAGAGCCGCAGGUCCCCUGUCAGUCCCCAGAUGCACCCGCAGCAGGGCGCCUUCCUGCAGCAGAGGAACAACUACAACCAACAUCAGCCCAUGAUGAAGCCAUCUCCCUGGGGCAGUCACCAGGGGAACGGCUGGGGCUCUGGUGGGAUGUCCUGGGGCCGGGACCACCGCAGAGGGAGCGGUAUGGGCGUACCUGGAUCGGUUAGCCACAUCUCGCCCCUGAAGAAGCCCUUCUCCAGCAACGUCAUCGCCCCUCCCAAGUUCCCACGCCUGGGAGGAUCGCUGGGACCUAAAUCCUGGAUCGAGGAGAACAUGUUUCGCACAGACAGCAACAGCAACACCUUGUUGCCCCUGCAGGACCGCUCCAGGAUGUACGACAGUCUGAACAUGCACUCCUUGGAGAGCUCUCUGAUCGACAUCAUGCGGGCUGAGCAGGACCCAAUGAAAGGCCGUGUGGGAUGCCCUAACCCCGGGGCUGACGGUCUCCUCAUGCUCAAUGCGAGGAGCUAUGGGAGGCGUCGAGGCCGCUCUUCCCUGUUCCCCAUUGAUGACAAUCUCCUGGACGAUGGCCACAGCAACCAGGGCGUCCCUGGAGUCCUCGGCUCCCCAAACUGUUACCCCCACCAAAACGGCGAGCGCAUUGAGCGCUUCUCUCGCAAGGUGUUUGUUGGGGGUCUGCCUCCUGACAUAGACGAAGAUGAAAUAACCUCCAGCUUUCGUCGCUUUGGUCACCUGGUGGUGGACUGGCCGCACAAGGCCGAGAGCAAAUCCUACUUUCCUCCUAAAGGUUACGCCUUCCUGUUGUUCCAGGAGGAGAGCUCGGUGCAGGCUCUGAUCGAGGCCUGCAUGGAGGAGGACGGGAAGCUCUACCUGUGUGUCUCCAGCCCCACCAUCAAAGACAAGCCUGUGCAAAUCCGACCCUGGAACCUGAGCGACAGUGAUUUCGUGAUGGAUGGAUCUCAGCCCCUGGAUCCCCGCAAGACCAUCUUUGUGGGAGGCGUCCCUCGUCCCCUGAGAGCCAUUGAGCUGGCCAUGAUUAUGGACCGUCUCUAUGGUGGAGUGUGCUACGCAGGAAUUGACACAGAUCCAGAGCUGAAGUAUCCCAAGGGGGCGGGACGAGUAGCAUUCUCCAAUCAGCAGAGUUACAUCGCCGCCAUCAGCGCCAGAUUCGUCCAGCUGCAGCAUGGCGACAUUGACAAGCGGGUUGAGGUCAAGCCUUAUGUCUUGGACGACCAGCUGUGUGACGAGUGCCAGGGCGCACGCUGCGGCGGGAAGUUCGCUCCCUUCUUCUGCGCCAACGUCACCUGUCUUCAGUACUACUGCGAGUUUUGCUGGGCUAACAUCCACUCCCGCGCCGGGCGUGAGUUUCACAAGCCGCUGGUGAAAGAAGGCGCCGACCGCCCGCGCCAGAUUCAUUUCCGCUGGAAUUAAAGAUCCGUGACGCAGGCCGAGGAAAGGGAAAUGAAACACUGGCUAACAGGAACACGAGCAUCGCUCUGACUCUCCUGCUUUCCUAAGCUAUCAGUAUAAUCAAGUACGUAACACUAUACAGUAUAUACUAUAUAUAUAUAUAUAUAUAUAUAUAUAUAUCUAUAUAUCUUUUGUAGCAGCCAAACACCACAAGCCUCAGUUUUUCACCAAAACCCCCCUCACAUCUCAGGCUCUGACAACUCUACAACUCUUUUGUGGUACUUUCAUCUUUUCUAAGAGGAGAUUUAAAAAUGAAGAAGAAGAGAUUGAUUUUUGUAGCUUUUUUUAUUAUUUUUAUUUUUGUAUGUGAGAUUUAAAGUAGAUACAGGAAUGUUUUUUGCAUGGGGGCAGCUUGUCUGUCUGUCUGUCUGCUGCUAUCCACCCCACGGUGCGUUCAGUGCACACUUGUUUCUGGGAACGAAGACAAACACGAAACAACAACAACUUGAUUAUCUUAAUGUUGACUCCUACACCAGUUCAUUAACCAAAGUUAGCUUAAAUAAGAUAGGAGGCUUAAAAUUGACACAGUUUCUGUCGCAGAUAACAACGGUUGUUUUAUUGACAUCGCCAUAGAAUUCCUCCGUGAAGAGUUUAUCAAAGAAACACAAAAAAGAUGUUAUUUUUGUGCUCGUAUGACCCGCACGGUUUCUGCUUAGUAUAUUCAACAUAUAUACUCAAACAAACUAUUUCAGAAGCUUUCCUGCCAUAUAUAUAUAUAUAUAUAUAUAUAUAUAUAUAUAUAUAUAUAUAUAUAUAUAUAUAUAUAUAUAUAUAUAUACAUAUAUAUAUAUAUAAUGUGUAGGUAUUAUAUUUAAUGCCAUUUUUAAAGCGGAAUCGUGUAAAAUUAAAUGCAGUAUGCACUCAAACACUAAUGGUUCCCCAUUGCCAUUGGAAGAAUUAGAGUGCAUGUAGGCUUAGCUACACAAAUAGCAUGCAGGACAGAUGUGGGAGGAAUAAAAUACCCUGAGGAAAUAAAAGAAAAAGCUUAAAAAAAAUAAAUAAAGCAUACCACUGAAUCCUGAUCAAAAAUGAGGUGAAAAAUUCUAUAAACAAAUAGCAUGAUUGUCAAUUACAGAUGCCGAAGAGGGAAAAAAAAUCAGAUGAAGAUAGUUUAAAAAAAAUGAAGUUUGAAAAAAAUAAUAUAUUUAAACUUGCAUGAAUUGAUGUUUCUCUGUUGUUUGAUCCGUUUACAUAUUGACAAUACAAGAAGUGGUUAUUGGUUCUUCUGUAGACUUAGUGGACGCCAUCUUUUUGUGACUUAUAUGACGGUUUAAAUGAAAAAAAAAAAAAAGACAAAACAAAAAAUCCAGGCGAGAAACAGAAUGGUGUUCAGUGGUUUGUGUCUGUGUGUCGUCCAUGUGCUGUGUGACUGUUGUUAGUGUAGACUGAGGCUCUAGUUUAGACACCCACACACUGCGUAAGGGAGAACUCUCCAUCACAGCGACUCUGCCUUCGCCCCCUUCCUUUCCCGUCCGUCCCACGUGUUGCCCCUUCCAAAGUCUUUAACCUGCUGUAGCGCUGCCCUGGUGGACCGCAUGCAGGGCACAAGACUGUCGCUUUGGACGAAUUAACUGGUUUAAAGAAUCUUUUUAGUGCUCCUCCACUUCACCAAACUGCUGAUUUUAUAAGGAAACAGUCAGGCUCUGAGAAGACACAGAUGUUCUCUUGAAACUCUCCUCUCUCUUUGCUUUUAUUGUUUGUUUGAGUUCCACCUCGACCCUUGAAAGACUCUUUAAAUACACAAUUUUAGGGACAAUCUUUUGUGAGGACGGCGCCCCUGCCGUCCAUUCAGUACUGUACAAGUGUGUGUUGCUCUGGUGUCGUCGUGGUUUCAGUGUUUCAUGCCUUGCUGUGUGCUCCUCGGUAUCAGUGUUCAGGCGUUCAGUGUGUACUGUUACUUACCCCUUAAUGAAGCUGAGACUCAAACUUCUCUGUCUUUAUUUUUUUUAAGCUUACAGCUGUAUUCACGUGAUUUGCUUGUAAUCUAACUACUUAACCUGUCUCGGUCUUUUUUAUAAGCUAUAUUAUGCACUAGUUUUCUAUAUCCUCGCCCAUUUCUCUUUUUUCUCGCUCCGCCCGCCCCCCACCACCCAUAUGUGAUUUUGUGCAGAUGUGGACUCUCUGAAACCCCCUACCUAUUUAUAAUGCCACAGAUGAUUUGUGAAAUUUCUUAUUUUUUCACAGUUGCUUAUUUAGGAUGUUUUGUCUGUGUGAGUAGAGCAGGAAUCCUGACAUUUUUCUAUCAUGGCGAAAGCUAACAAACGACCCUCUGCUCCUCCUCCUCCUCCUCCUCCUCCUCCUCCUCCUCCUCCUCCCCCCAGUGUGGCUUUGGUUCUCAUGGUGUCCGAUGAUGUUUGGAUAUCGUCACCUGUAACACUUGACUCGUGCUGUUUUUGUGAGGUUCUAUUUUCUAUGUUCAACACUGUUUCUUUGUUCUGUGUGUGUCCUUGUUUUUGUAAAAAUUAUAUUUAUUUCACUAUUUUUGUAGACAAAAAAAAAAAAACUAUUUGAUUUUGAUUGUAUUUUUCUAUUUAAAUAGGACUAAUAUAACGAUUUAUUUCCCCUACUCCCCAUUCCAUCUAAAACUUGUGUUCACAGACAAAGAAUCAUGUCAUCAGUAACAACAUCAGAGUUUUUGAUAUACAGCUGAUUCUUAUUUUGAUACACAUGACACGUUUCAUUUGAAGGAAGGAAACAUGAAGGUUUUACUAUAUUCUGGGAAGACACUUGAGAUUCUCCCCUGUUGCAUCGAGGCCCCGGCUGCCUGUCCUCGUAGAUACUCUGAAACUUGAAUAUAACACAUUUUGAAAGGCUGACUAACCUCGAAUCUGUGUUGUGAUGUGCAAUACUGUUUCUAAUGUUUGUAUAAAAGUAAGAAAUACAGUGUAAACCUUUUUAAUGCAGAUUUAUUUUUUUCAUUGCAUAUUUUGCAGAUUUCUGAUCCACAGUGUCAUUUUUUACUGUCAGGAGGAAAAAAUAAAAAAAUAAACCCCGUUUUUUCAUUGCAAGUAUUUUUAAAUCCAGAUAUCUUUGUACUGAUGUAAAUGAUUGUAGUUAUUUUGGAUAGUGUUUUGCUAACAAAAGGAGAGACUUUUUCAUGCAUAUUUCUAUUUCAUUUCAUCUUGUUUUAUCCCACAUUUUUAUUUCAUUUAAUAGUAGCAGAAUUCUUGGAAUAAUUUUUCAUAUUUAAAUGUUAUUGGUAUUAUUUUGUAUUUUUAUGUGGAAAUACACUAUAUAUAAUUUUAAGAUGCUAAUUGCUAAUAUAAUAUUUUGAGUUUAAUUAUUUUUAAAGCUAAAUAUUUGUAAUUUUAUUGUUAAAGUGACUAAUUUCUAAAUCAGAGUUUGUGUAUAGAAUCACAAAAGUGGUAUAUGAGGUGUUUGGAUUGUAAUUAUUACUGAAUGGUUCUUUGAUAUGCAAACUGAAUUUCAUGUUUAUUUUUAUUUUUGUUGGUUUUGUAUUUAAAUGGGGUGUUGAUUACAAUCUCUUUUUUUUCUUCUUUUCUUUCACUUCCUGAAUAAAGACCCAUUCUGUUUGGA